Suillus clintonianus is the source of this 1428-nucleotide messenger RNA. RefSeq lists its product as uncharacterized. The transcript is spliced from 2 exons. NCBI's taxonomy places the organism in Eukaryota, Fungi, Basidiomycota, Agaricomycetes, Boletales, Suillaceae. The coding region runs from base 1 to 1428 and encodes 475 amino acids. The record is from RefSeq and is a predicted model, not a curated record.
AUGGCUCCGAAUCGGCCAAACCCGCUCGCUUCCCAAACAGGAAAUGCCCCUAAGGCUCGUGUACCCUACUACAACGCGGAAGCAGUUUUUCAACUCCUACGUGGUCUCCCUCGCACCGGGUCCUGGCCCCAGUUCAAGGCACUUCUCACCAUCACCCUUCCUACUGGAGCCUCACCUAUUCCUACUGCGACCACAACUUCCCCGCUUCCUCCCUCCCCUUCCGUGUUCGAUAUAUGCGUCACCCGCAUCUCCUCAGAAGCUGCACGCCAGCUAGAUGAGCUUGCUCUAGCAGGUGGUGCACCAGGUUCCGAAUAUGCGAACGCUGCGACUGCCGCUCCCACCUCCACGGGGAACGUGAAUUCCAUCACGGGGUUAUGCAAACACCGUCACAAUCCUGAGGGGGUGUUCUGCACUACUGUGGGCUGCAACCAAGGCGACCAUGAUCACGCACACUGCUACGCGAAAGGCGGCGGGAUGGAGGGCCAAGCCCCAUGGAUGAAAAACAAGGAUAAAUGGCGAGAGAUGGCCACAGCUGUAGUUGCCCCUCUCCCAGUUGCAACACCAGCAAUCCCAGCAACCUCUUCAUCCUCUACCAUUGCCGCGUUUGCAGGAACUGAGGCUGCUGCACAGACUUUCCUAGCCGAUCUUUCUUGCGCAUCCAUUACCGAACUGGCAGAUCCUGGCGGGACACUCACUGCUGCGGAGAUGGCGGCCAUUUCCUGUGUUGUUGCAGCUGGCUUCAACACCAUUCUUGACUCGGGCACUACCACGACCCUCAUCCAAGAUCAUUCCUAUUUUUGGACGUAUUCUACCGCCGAUGCUGUCACUGUACGUACUGCUAAUCAUGGCAGCCUGACGACAUCUGGUCGAGGCGAUUGUGUGGCAAUCCUUACGAUUGGGGGACGUAAACAUUGUGUUUGGCUCUCCAAUUGCCUACACGCCCCCUCCGCCAUGUUGAAUCUCCUUUCUGUGGGCUGGAUGCUUGGGAAGGGGUGGGAUUGUAUGUUCCGGGCUUCGCCUCCUCGUUGCGAACUCGCCUACAGAGGAAUGGGAUUGGGAGCGAUUCCCAUGGCCAACAACUUGUGCUAUAUCAACCUGGAGUUUCUUCCCGCACCUUCUCCUCAGCCAGCUAGUAGCAUCCCACCGUCUCCUCCCGAGUUAUCUGCAUUCACUCACAUCGCUCCCACCCUGGAUUUGUGGCAUGCCCGUCUUGGCCACGUCGGUGGCGCUGCCGCUCUGCGUUAUCCAAGUGCAAAUCUUGCAUCAUGGGGAAACACCCACGUCGCCCUCAUCCGCCCUCGGACACUCCUCGUGCAGCACGAUUUCUCGACCUCAUUCACUCUGACGUUUGCGGACCGAUUCCCGUGCUCACUCCUCACAACAAGCGAUACUUCAUUGUGUUCCUUGACGAUCACACAGGCGUCUUGA